UUUUUUACCAGAUAAAGAGAUCGAUCGACUGAAUACCUCAACGUCCGUUAUGCCACCAUUUCUAUUCAUAUCAUCAUCAACAGCAGGUAGAUUGUCAUUAUGGUGGCUAUUGAUUUUGGCCACAACAAUGGUUGGCGCAUAUGAAUUGUAUAAAUCGAAAUUCAAUAAGCUUCGUCAUAUAACUCUGCGUGAUGAUGCCUUCUGUGAGGCAUAUCAAGAAUUCAAGGACAAUAAUUGUAUUUCCAAAUUGACAUUCUGCUCACCAUUAACCGAUGAACAAACACUGAAAAUGAGACAAAUAUUAUGUGGACCCAGAUUCAAUGUGGAAGUCCAACCACCACCGCACAUACAACCUGAACCACCCGAAUUCAAUGAAACCGACCCAUAUCUGAUUCAAGACUAUCCACCACCCUAUUUUCUCGAUGUACAUCCGGCACAACCAAAUUCAUUCCCAUGGUUAGCUGCAAUCUAUAAUAAUGAUCGUCGUUUCAUCUGUUCUGGUGCAUUAGUAGCACCGAAAACGGUUAUUACUUCAGCACAAUGUGUUACCGAUGCUAAUGGUGGUAAUGGUGGAACUGAGGGUGGUGGCGAAGAUGGAGGAGAAGGCCAACGACAACAACAACCAUCUGGCAAUUUUAUCGUAAGAUUUGGACGUCAUAAUCUGAAUGUUUCAAGUGUUUAUGACAAAGCAUAUGAAUAUGAUGUCGAGACGAUUGAGGUGUCACAGCAAUUCGAUCGUCAAACAUUGGAUAAUGAUUUUGCAAUCCUAAAACUAUCCAGUCCGGUUUGUAAUUUUGCACCAAUUUCAUUGCCAAAACGUGAUGAUUGGGAAAAUGGUUAUUAUUUUGGCAGCCGUGCACCGGUCCUAUACGCUGGUUGGGGUCUUGGACAUUAUCAGAAACCAUAUCUUCGAUCAUUAUCUUCUCAUCUGAUACCGAAAGAUUCAUGUUCAAAAAAAUUCAAUUGGUCACCUGAUCAAUUGAGCAGCAGUCAUUUAUGUGUAAAUCCACCCAUCAAUGUAUGUGUAGGUGGAAUCGGAACACCAUUGGUAUCAUAUGCAGGUCAUCAUUGUGUGCUACUCGGUAUACUAUCGAUGGGUGAUCAUUGUAAUACGGCUAAACUUCCAUUAGUAUUCACUAAGGUAUCAUCAUUCAUUGAUGAAAUUGAAAAAUUUAUUAUCGACGAUUUUCGAUCGAUGAAUGAAACAUCACCAUUGGAUGAUUGUCUUCGUUAUAAACAUUAUCAUUCACGACAUCCAUAUUUCCUCUAUCCACCACAUCCAUACAGUUAUGAUACAAAAUAUGAUGAUAAUGAAUAUCCAAAAUCACAUACACGAUAUUGAUUCUAAAUAGUCGUCAUUCUCAUUUAU
Molecule: messenger RNA, 1369 nt
Organism: Dermatophagoides farinae (American house dust mite)
Lineage: Eukaryota; Metazoa; Arthropoda; Arachnida; Sarcoptiformes; Pyroglyphidae
Product: chymotrypsin-C
Biological process (GO): proteolysis
Molecular function (GO): serine-type endopeptidase activity
Source: RefSeq, a predicted model, not a curated record